This is a messenger RNA of Abrus precatorius (Indian licorice), 3720 nucleotides long. Its product is annotated as filament-like plant protein 7. NCBI's taxonomy places the organism in Eukaryota, Viridiplantae, Streptophyta, Magnoliopsida, Fabales, Fabaceae. The transcript has 7 exons. The coding region runs from base 319 to 3504 and encodes 1061 amino acids. The record is from RefSeq and is a predicted model, not a curated record.
GUUCACUUUGGUGUCCUUUUACUUCAUUUCUCUUUCCUUGGCAACCAAACCAAACCCCUUCUCUUUUCUCAUCUCUUAAAAAGAAAGCUGAAAUGGUUGUUGGUUGGAGUUGUGGUGCCCAGUGGAGUGUGCGUCGAGUUGAAUCUAUUCACCAUUGGGUCUCAGCUAUUGCUCUUGGAUGAUCCACGCACUAACACUACCUCACACUUCGUUCUUAAGAGUUAGCCCAUCCUUCCAGUUAGACUGCAGUAGCAUACUCAUUUUCCCCUGACCAAAAUAUCCAUGAAGGCUUCUUAUAUUUGACGUCUUCUUACCAUUAUGGAUCACAAGACUUGGCUUUGGGGUAAAAAGUCCACACAGAAGACAAUUUUAGCAACUGAUAAAGCAAAUCUCACUUCAAAAGAAAAUGAAGAGGUACAGGCACUUCAAAUUGAUAAAGAAAAAUUGGAGAAAGACUUAAAAAGAUUAAACGAUAAGCUUGCUUUAGCACUUUCUGAAUGUAAUGCUAAGGAUGAGCAAGUGAAGAAACAAACAAAAAUUGUGCAAGAAGCAGUGGCAGGAUGGGAGAAGGCAGAAACUGAAAUAUUGUCUAUGAAGCAACAUCUAGAAGAAUCUAUACAGCAGCAAUUUGUUUACGAAGAAAGAGUAGCCCAUUUGGAUGGUGCUCUCAAGGAAUGUAUGCAACAAUUACGUUUUGUUAGAGAAGAACAAGAGCAAAGGAUUCAUGAUGCUGUGACGAGGGCUUCAAAAGAAUUUGAACAAGCACGCAUUGUUUUGGAGGAGCAGCUCUCAGAGACUAGUAAAAGUCUAGCCAAAUCUGGGGCUGAAAAUUCUCAUCUUAGUAAGUCUGUUGUUGCUAAAGAAAAUUUGAUUGAAGAUCUGAAAAGACAACUGGCUCAUGCGGAGGCAGAUCAUACUGCAUUGAUGAUUAGAUUAGAGUCCAUUGAGAAAGACAAUGCUUCUUUGAAGUAUGAAGUUCGAGUGCUUGAAAAGGAACUUAUUAUUCGAAAUGAGGAGAGAGAAUUUAAUCGUCGAACAGCUGAUGCUUCUCAUAAGCAGCACUUACAAAGUGUUAAAAAAAUUGCCAAGUUAGAAUCAGAAUGCCAGAGGCUACGUCUUCUGGUUCGAAAACGGUUACCAAGUCCUUCUGCCCUGGCAAAAAUGAAAAAUGAAGUUGAAAUGCUGGAACAGGAUUCACUUGAGACAAGGAGGAAACAGUUGAACUCAACCAGUUUAAUGGAACCUUUAGUUGACAUAUCUCCUGAGACUAUCAUUAGAAGAAUCACUACUUUGACUGAGCAACUAUGUGCUGUGGAAGAAGAAAACAAGACUUUGAAAGAAUCCCUAAAUAGGAAAACAAAUGAAGUCCAAUUCUCAAGAAUAAUGCUUGCUCGUACAGCUUCUAAACUGUUGCGACUUGAGUCUGAGCUUGAAUCUAGAGGUCACGGGACCUUGGAGCAGCCUAGAAGUAAUCUUGCAUUGCAAGAUUUCUCUUUGGCAUCAAUGUCUGACAUUAGCAGUGAUGACAAGGUUAGCUUUGCUGAAUCCUGGGCUUCUGCAUUGAUUUCAGAAUUGGAGCACUUUAGAAGUGGAAAACAGAAGGAAUCAUUGUCUUGCAGAAGUGUUGGACCUUCAGACAUAAGCCUUAUGGAUGAUUUCCUUGAAAUGGAAAAACUAGCAGUGGUCUCUGAUGAAAGAGCCCCAGAAAUUUCACAUGCUUCUUCAGAAGCAAAUAAUGAAAUAAAUGGCUUCUCAGAGACUGGACUGAAUGAGAUUACCUCUGAAAAAAUAGGUAAGGAAAUCGUUCCUGUGUCUGAUCAUUUGUCAGAGUUCUCAACAUCAAAUCGGGAAAUAUGUUCCAAUGAUAUAUUAAAGGAUGAUAUUCCCAGUUGGCUUGUGGAUCUAGUAAAAGCAAUCUUGGAACAAAACUGUGUCACUCAUAAGAACCUUGAUGAUAUACGUGAGGAUAUUGGAUUGGCUUUGAGCUAUCUAAAUAAUACAGAUCAAUGUGGGUUUGAUUCAAGCAACGGCUUUGGUCAAUUUGAUGCAUGUAAGCCUCCCCAUUUUAGUCCCCACGCCUCACAGGAACCUAAUUCUAUGUUAGAUCCACGUGGUGAAGUAAAUGAUUCUGAGAUUUUACCAACAAAGGGAACUAAACAACAAUCUCAGAGUGAUCUGAGUAAAUCAAUAGGUAAAAUAAUUGAGCUUAUUGAAGGAAUCAGCAUGCCUGCUGAGGAUUAUGAUAAUUCAGAUUUGUUGUGCAAAAGAGAUGGAAAUAUCCGCACACAUAAGAAUCAAGGAAUGCCAUCAGGCUAUAUGGCUCGUGUUUUCCAAUGGAAAACAUCUGAACUCCGUAAUGUCUUACAGCAGUUUCUCCGUGUGUGUUACAAUUUGAUUAAUGGCAAGGCUGAUCAUGAAAAAUUUGCCACAGAACUAACUACAGCUUUGGACUGGAUUAUGAAUCACUGCUUUUCACUUCAGGAUGUUUCUAGUAUGAGGGAUGCAAUUAAAAAGCAAUUUGAUUGGGAUGAGACACAGAGUGAAAAUGAAGCCGAAACCAUGUUCAUAGAUUCACAUAAUUUUUCUUGUCAUGCUCUAACUAAAGAAAUGCAAUAUGAUGAGAAGGAAGGAUUUAAAAAUAUUAAAAAUAAAGUGACCAAUUCUGAAUCGGAGAAGGAAGCCUUGGAAUUGGAAGGGAGGCUCCAAUCAACCAUAAAUAAACUUCAGGAAUCAGAAAAAAUUAUUGGCAGCUUGAGAUUGGAGUUACAAACCUUGAAAGAAUCCAAUCGGAUACUUGAGGAUCAAAUUCAAAGUCAUGCAUUCAUAAAAGCAGAACUUGACACUCAGCUUACCGAAACUGAAUUAAAAGAGGCUAAUCACAAGGUUUUGGCAUUAGAAGUGGAACUGGAGAACAAGAACCAGUAUUGUGAAGAACUAGAGACCAGAUGUGUUGAACUUCAGCUCCAGUUUGAAAGCAUGACAAAGGAGUGGUCAAGCAAUGACAUUCAUCAGAAAGAUGAGCCGUUGCAAACUGACUGGGAGAUAACUGCUGCUUCAGAAAAGUUGGCAGAGUGUCAAGAAACCAUCCUUAACCUUGGAAAGCAGUUAAAGGCAUUAGCAGCACCAAAGGAUGCCUCCCUUUUUGACAAUGCCAUCACCACCCAACUACAUACAAUCACAAAUACAGCUACUGUCCCUCGAAAGGACGUGAAAGUGAAAAUUCAAUCUACUCUAUGUGAUCAGACAGUGGCUGAUGAUGAUACUAAAGCUAAGGUUAGCAAAGGUAGUGAAAGAAGCUGCAGUCCCACCAGCAUUCCUGGCUUUAAACAGCCCCUGGGAAAGAUUUUAGUUUUGAAUGGACUUAAAGGCCAGGAUGACAAUGCUAGUGUUAAUUCUUUGGCUAUUGUACCUGCCAAGAAAUCUGGUGGUCGAAAUUUUUGGAAAAGGCUGUUAUGGAGAAAGAAGAAAUCCAAAAGGAAAACUCAAUUUGCAUUUAACACAUGAAAUGCAAUUCUAGUGUUGUUUUAGUAUUUCCUUAGAGUGGAGGGAAAUUAUAUCUUGAUUGCUAUAUUUAUAAUGGACAGAGUUGAGUGAUAUUUGUGUGUCUUGCUCGACUCUUGUUUAUACGACUGAAAACUAACAAGUGAAAAUUCAUGUUAUUGGAUGCAUGGGACAUUGUUGUUAUGGCAUAUAUACUUAACAGGUUUUGUGAGCUCAUAU